GUGUCGGAUUUCAAUCAUUUCGAAUUUUCCCACACUUUCUCGACGAAGAUCAAGGGAAGAUGGAGAAUCUCCCACCCAAUAGAGGAAUGUGGAAUCAAGAGUAUAGUCAUGGUCGGAUUUCUCAAAGCUUCAGGUCCACCAAGCCGCUCUUUGACCGGAAAAGGCCAUUAGAGAACGCACCUAAUUCCUCCAAUCAGAGGACGAAGGAAUCAUCAAUGGGUACUGAAUCCCUUGCUCACCAUACAAACUUCAAUAGAACUCCUCUUAUGGAGUUAUCUACAAAUACACCAUACAAACGCCUAAAACCGGCGUUUGAGUCAUAUGCUGAUGGUAAUCCUUGUGGCUUGACCACUCCUCCUAGGUUUGAUCUGGAUAAGGAGAUCAUUAAUGAAUUUCAGACCGAGAUUUCAGGGGACAAUGGAUUUUCAUCAGAAGCAUUUGUUACUCCCUUGAAAGAGCCAGAAAGAGUUACACUAAGCUACGGUUGCUCUACUUCUUCUUCACUUCUUGAUGAUGACAUUGAUGAUUCCAUUUUAGAAGAGAUUGACUUAAUAUGUGAACAGUCGGCGAGAAAAACAGCAUGUCAAACUCCAAGUACCAGCAUAAAUCAGACUCCGUCUAAAGAUAACAUGAGCAGUGACCUCAAAGCCGGCUUAGAUGCUAUGGCUGUUAAAAAGUUUGAGCAAGACUCUAAUGUCAAAUUGAAGCUCGAUGAAGAGACUACCAUUGCUGCUGAUCCUGCACUUCUCAAUUCCAUGCCUGAUGAGUGUUCCAAAUAUAUCAUGUCCUUAAAUGAUAGACAGCGUGAUGCAGCUUGUAGUAAUAUUUCAACUCCUUUGAUGGUUAUUGCUGGUCCUGGAAGUGGAAAGACUUCCACCAUGGUUGGCCGCGUCUUAGUGCUACUAAAUGAGGGUCUAAAUCCAUCGAAUAUCCUUGCAAUGACUUUCACUACAGCAGCAACUUCUGAAAUGAGGGAACGCAUAGGAAAAUCUGCUGGAAAGAAAGCAGCGAAAGACAUAACAAUUAGUACAUUCCAUUCAUUUUCCUUGCAACUUUGUCGGAUGCAUGCAGACAAGUUACAACGUACAUCUGAAUUCUCAGUGUAUGGGCAUGGGCAACAAAGAAGAGCGAUAAUAGAAGCAGUGCGUUUAUAUGAGGAGGAAAAGAAGAAUGGAAGCAAAACUUCUGGUGCAUGCGAGUCUGGAGAAGUUCUAAAUGGUGCAGGAGCAGGAGCAGUAUGUCCUGAAUAUGCCAAGGAUCUAUCAAAAAAAUGGCAGAAAUUUGUGACCCAGGGAAAAGCUUCCGGUAAAACUCCAGAGCAGUGCCGUAAGAUGGGAAAUGAGAUAGGAGCUAAAAUUCUUGGAAACUACAACGAUAUCCUAAAAGCUUGUAAUGCUUUGGACUAUCAUGAUUUGAUCAGUUGUUCGGUCACACUCCUCUCUGACUUUCCUGAAGUAUUCAAGGAAUGCCAAGAUACCUGGAAAGCCAUCAUAGUUGAUGAAUUCCAAGACACUAGCACAAUGCAGUACAAGCUUUUACGAAUGCUAGGCUCUCAUAAUCACAUAACUAUUGUUGGUGAUGAUGAUCAGUCCAUUUUCGGUUUUAACGGGGCGGACAGUUCAGGAUUUGAUUCAUUUCGCCGAGAUUUCCCAAACUACAAAGAGAUUACCGUCAAGGAAUGCCAUAAUGAGGAAGCACAGUGUGCAUUUGUCAUUGACAAAAUAAUUGAAAUCACUAAUGAUGGCUCAACACCUUGUUGUUCCCAUGGGGAUAUUGCUAUUCUUUAUAGGAGGCAGGUGUCAGGUAAAGUCUUCCAAAAUUCAUUCCGCCAGAGAAAAAUACCAUUUAACGUUCAUGGUGUUGCUUUCUACAGGAAAAAGGUUGUCCAAAUCAUUUUGGCCAUGCUGAAGACAACAUUUUCCGAAUGUGAUGAUGCUUCUUAUAGGCGAGUGUUCAAGGCAUUACUUCCUUUUGAGAAAGAGGAAAAGAAAAGGGUUAUAGAACAUAUUGAAAAAAUCUCCACUAGUAGGAAAUGCAGCUUCAUUUCAGCGGCGAGUGAUAUCUUCAGUGCCAAGAUUUCUGGUACCUUCAAGAGGAGCCAGCUUACCCAGGGACGCAAAGUUUUGCAAACACUUGACAUGGUAGCAAAGCUGGUUGAUAGGGAACAAUCACUUUCAGCUGUAGUAACAUGUGUGGCAAAUAUGAUACCGCAGAAAUACCUUCUUGAGCAACGAGCAGUUGUGGAUAAUGAUGGAGGGAAACUGCUUAAUGAAGACAACGAUCUUAGAUCUGUACUCCAGUACUUAAUGGAUGAUGUAGCUGAGUUUCUUUCCACUCAUUGCACUACAAAUGAAGAAGAAGUGGAUGCAAUCAAAGAAAAGAAAGGCUGCAAUCAACUUAAUUCAUUUAUCAACUAUAUCUCCGAGCGGGAAACUGAAAAUUUUCGUUCAAGAAGAAAGGACAAUGAAAAUUCGGUCACAUUGACCACCAUUCAUCAGUCUAAAGGUUUGGAGUGGGACAUAGUUUUCAUAGUCAAGGCUAAUGAAAAUGAAAUUCCCCUAUUACAUGAGUCUAACGGCAAUGCAUCAGAGUGUGGAACAUCACUUGAGGAGGAACGUCGUCUUCUGUAUGUUGCUAUGACUCGUGCUCGCAAGAAACUAUUUUUUUUGUAUGUGACAGUGGAUUCGAACUGGCAGGUGCUCCAACCCUCACGAUUUCUUAAAGAGAUUCCAGGCCAUCUUCUACAGGGAGACAUGAGCGUAAAUGACUUCAGAAAAUUUCAUGAAAAUCUUCCAAACAAAACUGAGCAGAGCGUCUCCAGUUUUGGAACAGAUAUAAAACAUGAGGAAAGUAAACUAACGGACAAUGAUGUGAUGAACAUUCCAGUAGAUGAUGCCUCCGAGGAGUCAAUAGCGGCAUAUGCACUCAAUGGAAACAACUUCCUUAAGAGGUUUGAUGUGGAGGUUAGGUCAGUUGUCUCUCACUUAUUUCACAACUGGGCUAAGAAACAAGCAUUCCAAGAACCAAAGAGGCUGAUUGACAAAGUAGGGUUUGUGAUUGGUGAACGUUUGGCCAUCAAGAAGAACAAACACAAGGAUGUCUUACGAGCACUCAAAUCAUCAUUGACUUCCGAGGAAGCGUUCCAAUAUGCAGAACAUGUACUUAGGUGGGAACAACUUCCUGCAGACACACGGGCUCAAAUAGUGCGCGAGAAACAGGAACAUUUCCAAAAACUGAGAAUUGAAAACUCAAUGGGCACUUCGGAAGCCACGAGUAAACAGAUCGCAUUUCUGCAUAGUCUAGGAUGCACAGUGGUCCCAACAUCACGUCUCCAUGCGUCACGUUUGAUUGAACAGUACAAAUCACUCUGAAUGUGUAGACGUGUUUUUGAGGAAAAAAAAAAAAAUUGUGUAGACGUGUUUAUAUAUGUAGUGUCAAUACGUUCAUAUGUCUCAAACAAAGAAGCCUGGAAACGAGCUCGAUUUCCUAAUGGCAAUUGUAAAAGUGAAUAUUGUAGAAUGAAAUCCAUGGAAACUG
Messenger RNA from Arabidopsis arenosa, 3537 nucleotides. The record is from the annotation of a GenBank genome assembly. Lineage: Eukaryota; Viridiplantae; Streptophyta; Magnoliopsida; Brassicales; Brassicaceae.